CACAUGGCUCAGUCUGCUGACGAAACUUUCGGCAGAACAUCCUGAACUCAUCUGGAGAUAAUGGCUGGAAUCAUUUGUUGUCUAUCAGCAUUUUUGUUCUUUGCUGUUAAGUUUUCCAGUGGAAUAGUCGACCUCCCUUACUUCUACGAUCCAUCUUCAUGCUACAUUAUUAAUGAAGAAGAUUUUGAUGACUUGAACAACAAACGAAAUCAAUUUGAUGACAAACCGUCCGAUGUUAUCUGCUUACCACUUACCCCCUCCAAUGCAUUUGAAAAGAACACUUGGAAAGGAUGCUUGAGGAAAAGUGACGAUGUACCCGCAUUCUCUGCAGUACGUCCGAUGACAUCUAAGCCUCACCUUGGCCUUCGUAAAAGAUCUCUUGAUGACAUGAACAGAUUUUUGGAAGAUAAUGACCAAAUGAAUUCGCUAGGAAUUUUGCAGCCUAUGGUACGUCUAAAUCGCAACCGAGACAGCAUCAAAACUGUACAUUUACAAUCCUCUUUUACACCACGAUUGGGUCGAAAGCGAUCGGAAGAAAAAAUACCAAAUUUAGAAGACACACUAAAGGUUCAACCGGGUGCCAUCAGUAGCAGAUCUCGACACGUCAUCAACUUAAAUGCGGGAACUGCUUUUACACCAAGACUAGGUAGGUCUCAAGAACUCCGUGCGACUUUGAAGUUCAUGAAAGGCAAUCCGUUACGCAAUAUCUGAAUGACCUAUUCUACUAUAAUCAUUUAUGUUCCAGUAUGCACUAUUUGUGUACUUUUAAACUGAAUAAACCGUUCUGCGAAGAAAUCGUAAAAUACUUUGAAUGCUGAAAUUCGUGUUUGGCAAGAUUAUAGAUUUUUUUGAAUAAAAUUC
Messenger RNA from Uloborus diversus, 861 nucleotides. RefSeq lists its product as uncharacterized. The coding region runs from base 61 to 711 and encodes 216 amino acids. Lineage: Eukaryota; Metazoa; Arthropoda; Arachnida; Araneae; Uloboridae. The record is from RefSeq and is a predicted model, not a curated record. The transcript is spliced from 2 exons.